GACGCAUGCGUUUCCGACACAACAAUACACAGCGGACUCCAUAACGGUACAUUGCACGGUCCAACUCCCUCACGCCUUGCUUACGGUAUGGCGGACGGCGAGAGGUCCCCGUUACUGUCAGAUCUUGGAGAUGGUGCUCCUGGCAGCGGUAACGGUGGAGUGUCCCCUGGUGCACCUCCUUAUGGUUUGCCAAAUAAACCACAAAGCUUCCCUCCGUUCCCCAGUCCCACCCAGCCCUCUGUGCCCCUGGGGGAGGAUCCCCCUCCGUACUCCCCCCUCACCUCCCCUGAGAGCGGCAGUGCCCCUGUCAUCAGUUGCAGAGUAUGCCAAAGCCUUAUCUCCGUAGAGGGCAAGACCCACCAGCAUGUGGUCAAGUGUGGGGUCUGCAACGAGGCUACGCCAAUAAAGAAUGCUCCAGCGGGCAAGAAGUACGUCCGCUGCCCCUGCAACUGCCUGCUCAUCUGCAAAGUCACCUCCCAGAGGAUCGCCUGUCCCCGGCCAUACUGUAAGAGGAUAAUCAACCUGGGUCCAGUCCACCCUGGGCCAGCUAGUCCAGACCCCCAGCCUGCUGGAGCCAGGGUCUCUUGUGGACACUGCAGCAACACUUUCCUGUGGACAGAAUUUACUGACAGGACACUGGCCAGGUGCCCUCACUGCAGGAAAGUAUCUUCUAUUGGUCAGAGGUACCCCCGAAGGCGGAGCUUGUGGUGUUUUCUACUCUGCUUGCUCUUCAGCAUCUCUACUGCUGGGCUGAUAGCCGGCACAUGGUUCCAGGCCCAGGACUACAAGGGCAUCUAUGCCUCAUGGGCUGUCUUGAUCCUGCUGGUUCUGCUCACCCUAGGCCGGGCUUUCUACUGGGCCUGCAUGCGUGUUAGUGAGCCCCUGCAGAACUUCACAUAGACCGCUCUCCCAACGCACACACAUACGCACACACACACACACAUACAGGACCCGAGAUGAAGGAAGAGAGGAAGGAGGAGAGACGUCUUUUCAGAUAAAAGAAAGAAAAAAAAGAAUAUUUAUUUAGCUGAAAAUCCCCAGUUCUCCUUUUCCUUUCCCCUCCUUUUUCUCUUUUAGCUAUUGUUCAGUGUGUUUCUAAACUGGGGUGGAGAUGUGUGUGUGUGUGUGUAUAUGUGUAUAUAUAUAUAUAUAUAUAUAUAUAAUCUUGUGGCCAGAGGGAGUUCAUUUAAAAUUUUAAAGUAAUGUUUUCCCCUUUGCUUUCAUUGUGGCUCAGACCUAUCCAUGUCAAAACCGCAUUAGGGUAUGGCUCGUUAUGUAAAUCUUAAAAGUUGACAUAGUCCUAAUCCUGAUUUAAAAUUAAUUUAAUCUGGGCAUUUUGACAAAACAAAAAAAAAAAAGAUAUAUUUUGGUGAGCAUUAUGAACUGAAGUCAGAUCAAACUAAAAACUUGGCCAUUGUGAAAUGAUGAACGCAGCCUUCCCCUGUUUGGCUGAACCUCAACUAGGGCCUAUACAGUAGGGUGUCUUCAAAGUGAAGCUAGUCAGUCUGUUUUUAAAUUGUGUUGAUGCUGCAUAUCUGUGGGACUGUCUUUGAUCCAAAGCAGCUUGGAAGCCUUAAAAAAGAGAGUAACAAGAUCAUAUUUUAACAUUCUCAUUGCCACACACACACAACAAAACACUCACUUUUUAAUAUCACUUUGACACUUACUUUAACAUACCAAAAACUCUCUCCCCCCCCCCCCCCCUCAGUGAGAAAUGUUUGACUUGUAGGUCUACAAUACUGUACACUAAUUAACAUUAAGUGAAACUACUUUCCACGUGGAUGAGGUCAGAGGACCUUGUCUUGUGGAUGAACUAUAGAAGAAAACUCCAGCACUCUAUGACCUUGCUGGAGUGUCAUUUUAAAGGGGAGGGGGUCAAGGAACGGUCGCAGAGGAAGGAGAAAAAGAUGGCAGUUUGGAACAUGGCAGCAGAGAGAGUCAGGAGCGAAGGCUUACACAGCACACGCAUAUUAAAACACUAACCAAACAAACAGUAACUUGUCAGUGGUUCUGAAUGUGGUAAUAGUUUUUUAUGGCUUUCUGUUUAAUUGUAAAUAUAUUUGUGGUCUGUGUAAGGUGCGUUAAGCACCCUAAACAGAUAUUUUGCACUGUGGUGCUUAACACUAUGGGAUUCCUGGAGAAACUUCUAUUUGUUUAUGUUGGUGGCUGAAAAGGGUUAUUUUUGUAACCCUUUACCCGUGACCUGGCUUAAUGAGUUUAUUAAUACUAACCUAUCUAGCCUUUGGAUGAGAGAUCAUCCAAAUCAUAACUUACAACCAACACAUGCGUGCAUACACAGACACAUACACACUUUACUAUUUGAACACAUUUCAGCCAUGUUACAAGAAAUGUCAUUCAACGCUAAUGAUGACAUUACACACACACCCGCCGCUAGGGAUCAUCAUGCUCUACACAUACUGCUACAUGAGAAGGUCGACCUGCUUGACAGGACGGUAGUAGCAGACAGUGACAGUUCUUUUGAAAAUGUUAUUUAUUACAAUGAUGAUCAUGUUUUAUCCAUGACUGUACAUUAUUGAUCAUGUUAAUGCCAACAAUCGAAACACCUGGCUGAUUCUCUGAACAGAGUUUGUUUACACUCGAAUAAAGACAUGAUGUAUGAUGAUGUGAACGUGGGCUUCAUCUGUUUAUUCAGGUAGAAUAAAGUUAAAGUAUGAAUUUUUGAGUUAUUUUCCCCCCACUAUGACCUCCUUCAGAGACACACACACAGACCACUUGGCUCCAUUUGGCCUCUUGAGUUUCACGCGGAUAUAUUUUUUCC
This is a messenger RNA of Hypomesus transpacificus, 2779 nucleotides long. RefSeq names its product phosphatidylinositol-4,5-bisphosphate 4-phosphatase 1a (gene pip4p1a). NCBI's taxonomy places the organism in Eukaryota, Metazoa, Chordata, Actinopteri, Osmeriformes, Osmeridae. The coding region runs from base 88 to 900 and encodes 270 amino acids. The transcript has 7 exons. Gene Ontology annotation, molecular function: phosphatidylinositol-4,5-bisphosphate 4-phosphatase activity. The record is from RefSeq and is a predicted model, not a curated record. Gene Ontology annotation, biological process: phosphatidylinositol dephosphorylation. Gene Ontology annotation, cellular component: late endosome membrane; phagocytic vesicle membrane; lysosomal membrane.